This is a messenger RNA of Phaedon cochleariae (mustard beetle), 2612 nucleotides long. The record is from the annotation of a GenBank genome assembly. NCBI's taxonomy places the organism in Eukaryota, Metazoa, Arthropoda, Insecta, Coleoptera, Chrysomelidae.
AGAUGGCUCAUCGGUCGUUGUUAUUGUUGGUGGCAAGUUUGUUGUUGUUGUCGACAAUAUGGACGGUUGACGCGGAGUUCUCGCCUUUCGAUAUGGUAGAUGACUACGUUGGAAACUUCAGAUCUAAAUUGGAUUUGUUGAAGAGGAAGUCACUGGAGCAGAGGAUUUCACAGGAUUUUGAUUUUCUCAUGCACAAUGAGACGCUGGCGUUCGGGGAAGCGGAAGAAUUCGACUUCAUAAUAGUAGGCGGCGGCGCCUCGGGAGCCGCCCUGGCCAGCCGCCUCUCGGAGGAGCCUAAAUGGCGGGUGCUGCUGCUGGAGGCGGGUGGCCCGGAAACGGAAACGACGCGGGUGCCGGCCAUGCAUCCCCAUUUGCUGACGUCACCCUACACCUGGGGAUACCUGACGGUCCCGCAGAAAUCCGCCUGUUUGGGAAUGGUCGACAAGAGAUGUUCCAUCAUAACGGGAAAAGCUCUAGGAGGAGACACCUCCAUAAACGAUAUGCUCUUCACUAGAGGUCAUCCGAGGGACUACGAUAUUUGGUCGGAUAAGGGUCUCAAGGGAUGGUGCUGGGAGAGCGUCUACCCCUACUUCAAGAAGAUGGAGAACGCCUUCCUCCAUCACGAAUUCGACAAGAAAUUCCAUCACUACGGAGGCCCCGUCCACCUGGAAAACCCACCUCACUCGGACUACUCGCUCGCUGCCCACCUGUUGCAGGCAGGCCAUCACAUCGGCCUGGACACCAUCGACUACAACGGCAAAGAGCACCUAGGACUAGGCAUCCCGCAAGUCAUAACGAGCCACGGCAAGAGACACAGCGUCGCCAAGGCCUACUUAGAGCAUGCGCACCAUAGGCCCAACCUCGUCAUCAUACCGAACAGUCACGUGCUCGAGGUGCUAGUCAGCCCGCACACCAAAGAGGCCAGCGGUGUCAAGUACUUUCACGACGGCAAGGUGUACAUGGAGAAGGCCUGCAAGGAGGUUAUUUUGGCUGCGGGGGCCAUCAACACUCCUCACAUUCUCAUGCUAUCAGGUAUCGGUCCCAGAGAAGUCCUGGAGCCGUUAGGCAUCCCAGUAGCGGCAGAUCUCUGCGUAGGCUGCUUUUUACAGGACCAAAUCUCCUUCAUGGGCCUCAACUUCGUCUUCGAUCUCCCUCUCCAUGACUCCGUACACGAAACGCUUCACGACCCCAUCCACAACCCCAUCCACGAGCCAAUCCACAUUCCCAUCCACGAGCCCAUCCACGAGCCCAUCCACGAGCCCAUCCACGAGCCUAUCCACGAGCCCAUCCACGAGCCCAUCCACGACCCCCUACAUCCCCAUGUAGAUCCAAUUCGCGUGUUCCGUCAUGGCUUAGAUGCCCGUAUCUCAAUCCCAAUCGAACACUUGGAGCACCUUGAAGAGGAUGUCGCCUACGAAGAACACCUCCAUCGCGCCAUCUCUCUGGAUGGUCAUCACGAAGCUAACCACGUGCUGCCACCGCUAACCAAGCCUAUGGAAUACCACGUCGAAGAAAAGCUGUUCGAGGAACACAGCGAGAAGGAACAUCACAAUCGCGCCAUCUCCCACGAUCGUCAUCACGAACCAAACCACGUGCUACCACCUUUAAUUGAGCCUAAGGAAUACCACGUAGAAGAAGAUCUGUUCAUGGAACACAGCGAAGAGGAACUGAUAGAUUAUUUGAGGUAUGGCAAAGGACCGCUGAGUACUACCGGUCUGGAGGUGGUAGGGUUCGUCAAGACCGCCCAUUCCAGAGAUAGGACUCCGUAUCCUGAUGUGCAGUUCUUGAUCAAGAGGAUCAAAUAUCCAGCUUGCCACCACUUCAGAGGCCUCAACUUUAGACCCGACCUCCACGACUCCUUCUGCAAACAUCACCAACCCUUGGAAGGCUUCAACGUCGAGGUGGUGCUGCUGCAUCCCGUUUCCAGAGGCUUGUUGACGUUGCACGACAGAGAUCCUUUCCACCAGCCGCGGAUCAACCCCGAAGCGCUGAACGACGAAGACGAUAUCGACGUAGAAACGCUCCUGGCGGGGGUGCACGAAGCUCUCAAGCUGGCCGAGAGUCCGGCCCUGCACGAGUUGGGGGCGCGGUUGGUGCACGAGAGGGUGCCCGAGUGUGACUUGGGGCACUUCGAUGAUGAGUACUGGAGGUGUGCAAUAAGGCAUAUGUCAGUGACCAAAGGCAAUGUGAUCGGCACCUCGAGGAUGGCGUCGAUGAUGGAGAAGGGCGCCGUCGUCGAUCAAGAGUUGCGCGUCUACGGCGUCCACAAGCUCAGGGUGGCCGAUGCCGGGGUCAUCCCCAACGGCAUGUCGGGCAAUCUGAUGGCUCCGGAAAUCAUGAUAGGCGAACGAGCGGCCGACCUCAUCAAGAAGGAAUGGAUGAUAUGAAAUUGUGUGCGAGUUGUUAUGUAUUAUGUGCUGAGAAGAAUUCUUGAAAUUUGGUCUCGCGCAUCAUCAUUGUACAGACAUUUUUCAGAAACCAUGUUCAAAGAUAUAAUUUAAUACUCAAGGAGUUCAUUUCAACUUUGAAACUAUGCAUCUAGGAGUAAAUAAUUAUUUUGAUAUAUUCUUUAGUAUUCAGUUGUUAAACUGACUUGCAAACCGGCGUACAGU